AUGUCCGCCGCCGUCCACAGCAACUGCCAGUGCGGCCCUCAGUGCGCGUGCACGGCCAAGGGCGGCCCCUGCACCUGCUCCUCCGGUGUCGGUGUCGCUGGCGUGAAGAAGGAGACGACCCUCGGUGGCCCCUGCGCCUGCGGCCCGGCGUGUACUUGCACCGCCAACGGCGGCGGGUGUGACUGCCCCUCGGCCGCUGAUGAGCCCGUCGUCGCCGCCGCUGCUUCGAAGAGGGUCGUCGGCGGCCCCUGCGCCUGCGGCCCUGCGUGCACCUGCACUGCGAACGGUGGUGGCUGCGACUGUCCCUCCGCCGACGAGCAGCCCGUCGCCGCCGUUGCCGCCGCCAAGCGUGUUCCCGGUGGCCCCUGCCCUUGCGGCCCCGCGUGCACCUGUACCGCCAACGGAGGUGGCUGCGACUGCCCCUCGGCCGAGGAGACUGCCGCCGUCGCCGCCGCUCCCGCCAAGCGCGUCCCCAAGACCACCGGAGGAUGCCACUGCGGCGGCGCUUGCGCCUGCACCUCCUCCGGCGGCCCCAAGCCUGCCGAGGCUGGCGGCUGCAACGAUUCCUCUUGA
Molecule: messenger RNA, 573 nt
Organism: Trichosporon asahii var. asahii CBS 2479
Lineage: Eukaryota; Fungi; Basidiomycota; Tremellomycetes; Trichosporonales; Trichosporonaceae
Exons: 4
Coding region: 1-573 (190 amino acids)
Source: RefSeq, a predicted model, not a curated record